AGGAUGUCCCCGGAUGACCGAGCAGCUCAGGUCACGUGAUGUCACGUUCAGCACGACGUGUUUGUUCAGUCGGGACCAGGUCCCUGAUGACGUCAAAGCAAACCUGUCGCAGCUCUCGCCCUCAGCCUUCAUCAGAUUCCUCUCAUCCCUCCGAUCGUUACGUGAGCUGGACGGUCGCGAUCCGACCAACUGUGAUGAAGCCGACGGCAGGUGACUGAGGAAUCUGUCUCGUGAUGAACGGGACUCCGGGCGGCUGUACGUCAGAGAUGCCUCCGGGCUUCCUGCCUCGUCUCAGAGGCCUGUACAUCGCCACCGAGCUCGUCAUCGCCACGCUGGCCGUCAUCGGAAACGUCCUGGUCUGUGUGGCCGUCACCCGCAACAAGAAGCUGCGCACGGUCACCAACUACUUCCUGGUUUCACUGGCAGUGGCCGACAUCCUGGUGGGCUUGGUGGCCAUCCCCUGUGCGGUGCUGACGGACCUGGGUGAACCUCGACACAACCUGCCGCUCUGCCUGGUGCUGCUCAGCAUCCUGAUCGUACUCACUCAGAGCUCCAUCCUGAGCCUGUUGGCCGUCGCAGCAGAGCGCUACAUGGCGAUCCUGCUGCCCUUCCAGUACCAGCGCAUGAUGAGCCCCAGGAACGCCCAGCGGGCCCUGCUGGUCACCUGGGGCCUCGGGGCCCUGUCCGGCUCCGUGCCGCUCAUGGACUGGAAGAGACAACCAGCCGACUCUGACUACUGCGUCUUCACCUGUGUGGUGGACAUGAGCUACAUGGUUUACUUCAACUUCUUCUGCUGCCUGCUGGUGCCUCUGCUCUUCAUGUUCAUCAUCUACGGCCACAUCUUCCUCACCGUCCGCCGUCAACUCCGACGCAUCGCCGUGGCCACCAGGGGAACCGGCGAGGACGGCAGCGGGAGCGGCAGGACGGGGACGGAGGACUCCGGGAGCUUGGCCGCUGGGGAGCGAUCGGGAGGUGAGGUCGACCGGGGGACGGGAAGGGGAACAGGCAGACGACCGGAGGACCAGAGUGAGGCUGAGGUGAGGGCAGGGGAGGAAGUGGAGUCUGGCUUCGGGUCCGUGAUUGACACUCAGACUUCUACCGUCUUCCCAAAGCCAGGCGUCAGGAGCGCCUCGGAAAACCUUAACUCCACUCCGCGUCCGGGAGAAUCCAAAUCCAACACCCGCACCCGUCAGGAAGCGAGGAAGGCCACGUCCCUCUUCCUCGUCCUCUUCCUCUUCAUGGUGUGCUGGCUGCCCAUCCACCUCAUUAACUGCAUCCUGCUGCUCUGCCCGAACUGCGACGUGCCCAUGUCGCUCACGCUCGCGGCCAUUUUGCUUUCCCACGCCAACUCGGCCCUGAACCCCAUCCUGUACGCCUACAGGAUGAGGUCGUUCCGACACACUCUGACGGGAAUGUGGAGGGGAGUGUGGCGCGUCAGGCCCAAACACCAGUAGACGAGACCUGUAAAUGAUUCUGUGUACAAGGUUGCGUUAGAUCUAGUUUUCUUUGGCCACUAGGGGGCAGUGCCACUUUCAAAAAGGAGAUUCAGCGCUAAUUGUCCCCUCCACCUACAAAAAAUAUAUUUUUUUAAGAUUUUGAAAAAGUUUAAAAUGAUCUAUUGAUUAUAAAACAUUUUUCUACUUAUUUUAUGCAAAAAAAGGAGGGCAAUGGUGCACAUUUAUGAAAAUAAGGGUUGAGCCUUGGCUAGAUAUACAAAAAUAAAUAAGCAGAAGUGCAAAUAUACAAGUGCUAACGUACAAAUAAUUGUAAUGAAGUGAAAAAGAAGUGGCCACAAUAUUUGCUCAAAGGAACUGCAAAAGUGAUUAGAUAGUGAAAAAAAGAAAAAACAUGAAAAUGUAAUAUUCUUGAGCUUAAAGCAUAAAGUCUGUAAAAUGUACAACGUCUGAACGUGCUGCUGCUUAUUAAUAUCGUAAUAUUAAAAGUUUGCGGUUGUGGAAAUGAUUUUAACAGUGCGCAGCAUCAAAUCAGAGGCGAGUCGAUUCAACAUAACUGCGUGCUUUAUUGAUAUACAGUAAAGCAUUUUAUAAUACAGUAGUAAGGCAUAUAUUUGGUGGAAUCUGAUAUGUUGUGAAGUAUCUGAUGCGUUAUUUGAAAAAAUGUUGUGAUAAUGAAAUAAAUGUUAGAAAUGAAAAACAAAAACAGACAAAAUCAAUCAAAUUCAGUGUCUGGACCAAAAACAAAAAACAAAA
This is a messenger RNA of Scophthalmus maximus (turbot), 2210 nucleotides long. Its product is annotated as adenosine receptor A2a-like. Gene Ontology annotation, molecular function: G protein-coupled adenosine receptor activity. Lineage: Eukaryota; Metazoa; Chordata; Actinopteri; Pleuronectiformes; Scophthalmidae. Gene Ontology annotation, cellular component: membrane. Bases 234 to 1454 code for a protein of 406 amino acids. The transcript has 6 exons. Gene Ontology annotation, biological process: G protein-coupled adenosine receptor signaling pathway; adenylate cyclase-activating G protein-coupled receptor signaling pathway; vasodilation. The record is from RefSeq and is a predicted model, not a curated record.